UCUACAGCAUCUCCUUGUCUCAGUGAUUAUUUUAGUUUUUACCUUUUAUUACAUCGUUCAUCUUUUACCCAUCGACAAUAAUCCCAUUCCAAAUUGCACCAAGCUGGACCACCAAGUGAUUCCUCUUCCUCAUCAGCAUAUUCCCCAAUUUUUCAUCAAUUCCAUCACAAUUAUUGGUUGUUAACAGUUUGACUGUGAAAUUUUGAGUUAUCAGUUUGAGUUUUGUGUGCGUCUAGGAUUAUAAUGUGACCACGUGAAUUUUUAAUAAAUAUAACAGUUGGGAAGAACCGACGGAUUGUUGAACCAUUGAGCAUCAUUAUCACUCCCAACAUCCGGACGACGGAUAUCGCAUUUGUUAUAUCUCAUUUGUCAUUAGCUGCUGUGGACGUCCUGUGCCUGUGAAACGUUAAAAAUCAAGAAUAUGAGAUGACUCAUGUAAAUUGUUCAACACCGUUUUACCCCACGUGAGCAUGUCCUCUGAUUGGCCAUUGACGGGGGAUUGUUGGUCGUGUGUGUCAAUAACAAAGUACCAAGUAUAACAAUUGUGUACUUCACUGCCACUGGAGAUUAUUGGAAUAUUACCAAGUGGUGAGGGAAUAAACUCGGAAUAAACGAUCAAAUUUUCGAAAAGAUGCUGGCGCUCGCGAUGCGACGCGAACACGCAACUGGACGAAGUAGUGGUAACAAUUACGAGCCGGCGAAUCCACUAGCUGGUUUUGAUCAUCUACAGCAGAAUCCAUUUGCACAUCACGGUAGUAAUGAGUCGAGGGGUAGAGAUCAAUCGAUCAAUGAGGACGGUGAGCUCCAGGAGUUCGUUGAUAUUGCCCAGGUGCAGCAGCUGCUUCAGCAGCAGACACAGCAGACACAGCACCAUCAUCACCAGCAGCAACCACCAACAUCCUGCUUAUGGGGUACCGUUUAUCCACCACCACCACCCACCAUUGGAUAUCCUCAUCACCAUCUUCAUCAUCAUGGACCACCUACCAAUCAUCCGCCAGGCGAGGACACGCAGUGCGGCCCAACAGAAAGAACCGCGGCGGCGUCAACCAACACCGCAGCUGACCAAUCGCCAAUCCAGAGAAUGACGAUGGAUGGACUAGAGGUGGGCACGCAGCAUCAUGCGGCCGCUCCAUUUCUCCUAUCAUCACCACCCCCUGGACACCAUCAUCUCCAUCAUCAUCACCAUCAUUCAGCGCCAACGCAUCAUCCACACGGCUACAACAUCCAAACGGUGCAGCUGAGCUUUGAUGCUUGUCUUGCGUACAACACAUCGCCAACAAAUUCAACGACAACCGGUCGAAUAUCACCGACCACCGGCACAACUCUCAACACCUCAAACGGUACUGGCAAUGCUGUACCACUCCUGACGUUAUCAAGUUGUAUGACAUUGCAUCCAGCUAGCUCAAACUCACCGGAUCUGCAUCAUCGGCAUCAUCACAGUCAUUAUCACACGGAUCCACAGCCACACUGCGAUGAUCCAUCAUCACCGGGUGAAUCAGCUGAGAAGAGUAUUCAGAGAAAUGGCGAUGAGGAUGAUGCGUGCAGUGGCAAUUGCCGUGACGAAUUGCGUGACACUGGUGAAAAGGACAAACCCGGGGAUCUCAAUACACCGGUUACAACGAGCAGUGAUCUACCCUCGUUCUUCGGACCCUCAGCCCUCGUUGAACCACCACCCAUAUCAGGUAGUCUGACAGGUGAGGAUUUGUCCCUGGAGGAGGCAGCAGGUGAUGACGAUGACACCCAAAAUCGUGAUCACCAUCAUCAUCACGACAAUCAGGACAGCGUAACGACAGGACAAACAUCAUCGAGUCCCCAGCGUCAUCACCAGGAUGACGUUGAUCGUUGCAAUGUUCUCCCAGGUAGUGUUAUUCUGUAUUCAUCGCCUCACUCGACGGUGUCAUCGGCCCCCACGAGUGUCAACAUCUGUAACGUACCAACGUUGACGUACAGAGGUGUCUUCACAACGACGUGCACCCAAUCAUCGACGCUGAACACCUUGCAAACCCCUCAGCAACAGCAACAGCAGCAGCAGCAACAGCAAGCGAAUCAAGAGCUCUGGGGAUCAAUUCCCUCGCCGACAGCUCUGACCCUGACCAGUCAGCCAUUCCUCCAUUCCACGCUGCACUCGUCUCCCUAUGGAAACGAGACCGUUGAACUCCUUCAGGUAGAUUCCAAACCACCACCACCACCACCCGGUUACCACGACACUCCAUCCUCAACACCAACAACCUGGAUGAGCCACGAUGACAGUUAUGAUCCAAAUCUCCUCUCCCAUCAUCACCAGCCACAUCCUCAUCACCAAGAGCCAACACUCAAGCAGGAGCCAGUCACCAAUUCUGGGUACACACCCAAUGUUCAACAGCAUCAACAACCAACCCAGUCACAGCAACAACCAUCGACAAAUCCUGGUGCUGUACAAUUAGCUGAGUACAAUCCAAGCACAUCCAAGGGACACGAAAUACUGUCGCAAGUUUAUCAGCAGAGUGCAUUACCUCUGAGACUUGUACCAGUUAAACCAAGAAAAUAUCCAAACAGACCCAGCAAAACACCUGUUCACGAGCGGCCAUAUGCCUGUCCCGUUGAUGGCUGUGAUAGACGUUUCUCGAGGAGUGAUGAACUCACUCGUCACAUACGUAUACAUACAGGUCAAAAGCCAUUCCAGUGUAGAAUUUGCAUGCGCUCAUUCUCGAGGAGUGAUCAUCUGACGACUCACGUCAGAACACACACUGGGGAGAAGCCAUUUUGCUGUGAUCAAUGCGGUAGAAAAUUCGCGAGAAGCGAUGAGAAGAAGAGGCAUGCCAAGGUACAUCUCAAACAGAGGCUCAAGAGGGAAGCAGGCCAUUCAAAUUCGAGGAAUCAUCCGCAAUCUCAUGCUUCGUCGCCUUGCAAUUAGGUACGAGUUGUCAUGAGUUAUUUGUUGUUGUUAGAGUGGGAGCCAUCAAGAGCCAGUAUCGAAUUUAAUGCGUUUUAUUGAUCUCUUAAAAUACUCAAUGAUGAUGUUACAUGCCCUUGAUACCCCUGUGUCUUUCAAUCGUGUGACUGGGCAAUCGCUUUGUUAUCUUCGGGGGCGAAGGGCGAAUCUAUUCCCUUUUCCUUUUCAUUCGUUAACAGAUCAUCUUGAAAAUAUUUAAAUUAUUAUGUCCUGUCAACCGGUUCUCCACUGAGACUAAAACGCACGGGCUCUCGAAUUCAUUUCAUUUUUAUUCAUCAGUUCGAUUCUUUAUUUUUUUUUCAAUUGUUUAUGUCACUCAAUGACGAAUUUGCAAGGUGCAAUUACUGUUAUAUCAUAAUUGUUGUCUAAUUAAUUCUAAUUCAAGAAUGAAUUUCUUCGUGUAUCGAGUUGUUGACGUUUUUGCGACUAGAGAUUUAUUCGAGAAUCUAUUUGUUUUCCUCUCAGUAUCUCUUCGCCGCCGAUCUGUUUAUUACCCUUUAAAAAAAAAACAAAUGUAACGUACGGAUAAUUUUAUCCUCAUCCUCUGCUCCUCGUGAACCGGACACGCUAAAUCCCGGCUGUACCAUCCAAAGUCCGAUUUUUUUUUUUUCCAAAAAGCAAAAACAAAAAGUGAAAAGCAAAAAAAUAUAUAUAUUGUCCGAUGAGUCAACGAUAAUACGCGACUCCACUCACCGCCAUAAAACCCCUGAUUGUGAGAUGAAAGCAAAAUGUUAUGUUAUAAAAAUUAUACAUAGAUAUAUUAUAUAUAAAGUUUAAACUAAAAGAACACGCAAGUGUAAUUAUCGAUGGUGAUUUAUCGUUGUUAAAUGGAAAAAAAUGUGAAUGUUUUUUUUCUUGUAAAUAUGUACAUAAUACGACGUACUGUAUGUAUACAUAGGAAUAAUGUGUAAAGAUCGCCAAAACAUGAAAUGCCGGUGAAAGAAAAAAAAAAAAAACAUUGAUGUUGAAGAGAAAUAUUUCCUAUGAUUCGUCCCUCACACAGAGUUCGAAAAAAAAAAAAAAAAAUUCAAUUCAAGAUUAAAUUUAUCAGUUAUAGUCUUUGGUCACAGUUGUAACUAUUCGCCUAGUAUUAUAUUAUUAUACAUAUGUGCAUACACAUGACGCGGUAAUUAAUAUUAUGUAUAUGUUGCUCUAUUUAUUAACAGAAAAUUAAAGAGUGCGUACGUCUGGUACGCCAAUUAUUCUCGCGCACACAGACACUAGCGUAAAAUACAUAUAUAACUAUAUGUGUAUAUAUUGUUGAUAUAGAAUGAGUAUUUUUAUUACGAUGAAAAAAAUAAUAAUAAUAAAUUAAAAUGGAAAACAAAUUGUUUUAAUUAGAUGGGAAAGGGACGGAUGAGAGAUUAAUUCUUCUGCUUAGUGAUGUGUGCGCGUCUGAUCCCCUCGCCUUCUUUUCCCCUUUGCAAUUUCUUGCCCUUUCCCCUUCAAAAAAUAAUUACCCACCCCCUACCCCUUCAACCCAUCACCCCAUUCACCGCCCCACCCACUGUCCCGCCCGUCAGAGAAUACUUUUUUACAAAAAUGAUAUUAUCCUAUUUGCCUAGGUAAAUUUAAUGAACAUAAAAAAUACAACAGAAAAAUGUGAAAUAUAAUAUUAUUAUAUACACUAUUUUUUUUUUCUCCAGUGCAAUGCACAACAUUCGAUAAAAAAAAAUACCUGUAUUUCCAGUCGUUGUCGUUUCAGUGCAACAAUUGAGCGCUGCCUACGAUAAUUAUUAACAAGAACAAAAUACAAGUUAACAAUGAUUCACAGAA
Messenger RNA from Fopius arisanus, 4708 nucleotides. RefSeq names its product stripe (gene sr). The transcript is spliced from 3 exons. The coding region runs from base 632 to 2893 and encodes 753 amino acids. Gene Ontology annotation, biological process: regulation of transcription by RNA polymerase II. NCBI's taxonomy places the organism in Eukaryota, Metazoa, Arthropoda, Insecta, Hymenoptera, Braconidae. The record is from RefSeq and is a predicted model, not a curated record. Gene Ontology annotation, molecular function: RNA polymerase II cis-regulatory region sequence-specific DNA binding; DNA-binding transcription factor activity, RNA polymerase II-specific.